AUGGGGCUGGGCAAGACCAUCCAGACCAUCGUGUUCCUCUACUCGCUCUACAAGGAGGGCCACACCAAGGGCCCCUUCCUCGUCAGCGCCCCCCUGUCGACCAUCAUCAACUGGGAGCGCGAGUUCCAGAUGUGGGCGCCCGCCUUCUACGUGGUCACCUACACCGGGGACAAGGACAGCCGCGCCAUCAUCCGCGAGAACGAGUUCUCCUUCGAGGACAACGCCAUGAAGGGCGGCAAGAAGGCCUUCAAGAUGAAG
This is a messenger RNA of Tinamus guttatus (white-throated tinamou), 258 nucleotides long. The record is from RefSeq and is a predicted model, not a curated record. NCBI's taxonomy places the organism in Eukaryota, Metazoa, Chordata, Aves, Tinamiformes, Tinamidae.